This is a messenger RNA of Hemibagrus wyckioides, 2569 nucleotides long. RefSeq names its product eukaryotic translation initiation factor 4E family member 3 (gene eif4e3). The transcript has 7 exons. The record is from RefSeq and is a predicted model, not a curated record. NCBI's taxonomy places the organism in Eukaryota, Metazoa, Chordata, Actinopteri, Siluriformes, Bagridae. Bases 182 to 859 code for a protein of 225 amino acids. Gene Ontology annotation, cellular component: eukaryotic translation initiation factor 4F complex. Gene Ontology annotation, biological process: translational initiation. Gene Ontology annotation, molecular function: RNA 7-methylguanosine cap binding; translation initiation factor activity.
CCCAGCGCGCCUGUGCUUCGGGCUUGUUUUGGCGGUGACGCGGCGGUGCAGCCGGCCGAGCAGCAAAUGAGUCAGCAGCGCCGAAAGCGUCGCUUAUUUCUCAUGUGGCAAUAAAACAAGCUCUGUUAGUGAAAACUUCAAGCGUUUGGUUAACACAUUAUCCGUGAAAAAAAAAAAAAUAAUGGCGGUACCCGCAGCCCAAAAUCUGCAGCUGAACUCGGGAAGACGGAGCAGCCCUGUGAGCUCGUCUUCGGAAAAUAACAUUCACAUCGACGAGAAAGAAUUGGAAAACAUCACAAACAACGUUGAAGACGGGACUUCACUCCCGCUACAUUCCCCAUGGACCUUCUGGCUCGAUAGGUCUUUACCAGGGACCACAGCAGCCGAGUGUGAAUCAAAUCUGAAAAAGAUCUACACAGUGCACACUGUUCAGAGUUUCUGGAGUGUUUACAACAACAUCCCUCCAGUGUCAUCUCUCCCACUGAGGUGUAGCUACCACUUAAUGCGAGGAGAAAGAAGACCACUAUGGGAGGAGGAAAGCAAUGCAAAGGGAGGUGUGUGGAAGAUGAAAGUACCAAAGGAGAGCACAUUAGCUGUAUGGAAAGAGUUACUGCUGGCUACUAUUGGUGAACAGUUUGCUGACUAUUGUGCAUCAGAGGACGAAGUCGUCGGUGUAAGUGUCAGUGUGCGAGACAGAGAGGACGUGGUUCAGGUUUGGAACGGAAACGCAUCCUUUGCUAACGAGGCAAACAUUUUAGGGAGAAUCUACGAGCUCCUUCCACAGAUAUCUUUUAAAGCAGUAUUUUAUAAACCGCACGAGGAGCACCAUGCGUUCGAAGGCGGUCGUUCGAGACAUUAGCAGACUUUUGCACAUUCUGUGUCUUUCCUUUUCACUGUCUCGUCCUUCAACCGUCCUUAGAAAACGGACUGAAAAAAAAAAUAUAUAUAUAUAUCACACCUGAUCAGAAGUGUUUAACCGCUUUACCUUUGCAGGAACUGAAAUAGGUUAUGUUACAGCUCAGUUCUAAUUUUUUUAGGUAUUUUAAACUUAGGCUACAGAAAAUCCCUGUGGCUAAUAACUGAAAUGUGGUCUUGGCUAAUAAGUUUCUCACAAAAAUGAUAUUAGGCAAUAUCGAUAUAGUUCACAUUGAAGUGGAAUAUGUUUUUAUCAUAGUAGGGCAAUGUUGCCGUGAUCUUUUUGUGUUUUUGUUCAGUUUCUUUUUCUUUUUCUUUUUGUGUGUGUGUGUGUGUGUGUUAAAUGUUACCCAGUGACAUAAUUGCUGCUUUCUCCCGCAUCGGCCGUGUUAGAAACCAGACAUUUCCUCACAGAUUUCAGCCGCCUUUUAGAUGAGACAGUAGUACCUGAGCUUUUGUAUGUUGUAUGCGAACAUGUUGCACAUUUUUGGAAAUUUUUUGUUUUUGAUUCAGCCUGAAAUGUAAUCCUGUAACCUUUUCUACCCCCCACCACCCCCCCCCCCCCAGCCCGAUUCCAUUUGUUAUGUUUUCAUCCUUUUCAGGCACCUUUCUGUUUAUUUGGAUCUCAGAUGAAAUGUACUAUUUUGUAUUUACGUCUUUUUCGUCUUUAUGUGGGAGUUUGGUGUGUGAUGCAGUUCGAUUAUUUCAUAGUAUGAAAUUACUAAUCUAGAAUGAGCUAGGACAAUUUUGUAGUAAUUUAUGCACUUAUUUAACAGCCCUCUCUUUAGCCAUACUGUACGAAUGGUGACUUUCUGAAAUUGUUAUGCUGUAUCAUGUUUGAAAAUGGCAGGAGUUAUAAUGAUGAUGAUGAUGAUGAUGAUGAUACUGUUCGGUUAUAACACUGAUAAAUACCUGUGUAAACAUUUAAGCCGAUUGAAUGGAUCUGUUUAGUUUUUCUGCACCAAAGAGAUUUUUUCCCCCUCACUUUCAUGCUGUAAAUUCUAACAAGCCCCACUCCUCGUGUCUGAUGUGAUGCGUUUAGAAGUGCACAUUAGAAUCGAACAGCUUCGGUCUUGCCAUACGUGUAGUUAAGUCUAAACAGUGUUUACCGGUCUUUGUCAGACAUCCAUCCAGUUUUAGAUCGCCUUUCAUGUUAGCGUUUUUGUUUUUAACAUUAAUUUGUCAAAUCCAAAAAAAAGAAAAAAACAAAACAAAAACUCACUACAAGAGGACCUGGGACUAAAUUCUGACCUGGGUCACUAAUGUGAAAAUGCACUGGAAGCACAACUGUGGGUUCGUCCUUCGGGCACGUAUGUAGAAGCGGAUAUGCGCAUGCAGCUGACUUUUCAUAUGUACUAUAAAUCUUUUUAUGAAACACAAGUACAGAAAUGGAUAUGUUUAUUUUUCUGAGCAUUCUUUGUCGGUAAAUUCAGGGGCCCCCUCCCCCCAGUCAGGAUGCGAGACCUCAAACGGAUUGUUAAUCUUCUGGAUCGGUGCCUUGUGUUCUCCCAGGGUUUCACUCAUAGAAUAUUCUGUUUUAUCUUUUAUUGUAUUUAAUCAGUUACAAUGUAAAUUGAUUUUUUUUUUUUUUUUUUGCUUAUAGGUUUUGAGAUAUUGAAUAAAGACGCAUUUUUGAGGACAUAGAAAAGUGUUU